Molecule: messenger RNA, 1331 nt
Organism: Leopardus geoffroyi (Geoffroy's cat)
Lineage: Eukaryota; Metazoa; Chordata; Mammalia; Carnivora; Felidae
Gene: RIPPLY1
Product: ripply transcriptional repressor 1
Exons: 4
Coding region: 188-745 (185 amino acids)
Biological process (GO): embryonic pattern specification; negative regulation of transcription by RNA polymerase II
Cellular component (GO): nucleus
Source: RefSeq, a predicted model, not a curated record
CCCCUCCCUGAGCUCCCAUUCUAAAUCUUCAUCCCUCCUCCCAGGUCCCCCAGCCCUGCACUGCCCUGAAUAAUUUAUGAGUCUAAGAAGGCCUUAUAAAAGGGUCUCCAAGGAAAGCCCAGAAGAAUGCAAGAGGUUCUGAGAAAUAGGAGCCCCUACAGCCUGCCUGGCUUCCAAUCCCCUAAGGAUGGACUCUUCUGUUCCUGCUGCUGCCCCUGUCCCAGCCCUGGCCCUGGUCCUAGCUCCAGCCCUCCCGCAGGCCCCCCAGGCACUCCCUGGCUUAUUAAGUCCAUCACCACUUGCUUCCAGACAGCAUGUAGGUGGCAGUGAAAGAGGAGCUUGCCUUUGGAGGCCCUGGCUGUCCUCUACAAAUGACCCACCAACGGAGGUGAGGAAACUCAUAGACUCGGCUACUGGUGGGGCAACAGGUGCCAAAGUCACCAAGGCUAACUCCGAGUUCCAUCACCCUGUCAGGUUCUUCUGGCCUAAAUCCCACUCUUUUGACUACCUGUACAGUGAUGGGGAGAUUCUGCUGCAGAACUUCCCUGUCCAGGCCACCAUCAAUCUACAUGAGGACUCAAACAGUGAAGAGGAGGAGGAAGAGGAGGAGGAGGAGGAGGGAGAAAAGGACAAAGAAGAGGAGAAAAAAGAGAAGGCAGAUGAAAAGGGGCUGGAAGAGUGUGUGAGGGCACCACACAUAGCCACAGCUCAUCCUCCUUCCCCACUCUUGAUGUGCCCAAACUGAACCGGUCAGAGUCUGAUUGGGGUUUAGUAUGCUUGGCAAGCCUCUAGAGCAUCAGUUUGACAGGAAUCUCCGGAUAUAGCCCUCUGUAUUGAAAGUUGGGUUCUUGAGUCAACAGGUCACUCUGGCUAUAUUCAACUGGCCUAUGAACAUAGACCUCGGGCACCUCAUUGUCUGUGUUGCUGUUGUGUUGAGUGAGAAGGUCCAAGGAGCUCUAGGGGAAGACUUGCUUUCCGAAGUCCCCUGGAAGCAGAUCAAGACAAUGCAUGCCCAUGUGGAGAGGAACAGUUACUCUUUGUUGCUGGCGGGGGGAAUCUUUGACUCCCCAGCAUUCCAGCUGGCCACAGAGUCCUGUCUCCCCACAGAAAGCCUGACAUCUGGCUUCACCUCCAGGGAUACAACCAUCAGAUACAAGUAAAGUUGAGGCACCUCUCUGAUGGGCCUUGCAGGAAAGGAAAGGGGCAUCUAGAAAAUCAGCUUGCUUUGAGGGCCUCCCUCCAUUUUGCCUGCUAUCGAUUGGGGUCUGUGUGUUGGUAUGAAACUAAUCAGGAGAAAAAUAAACUAGAUGAUGUGUGCUCUUUUCCUGGAA